This is a messenger RNA of Funneliformis geosporum, 405 nucleotides long. Lineage: Eukaryota; Fungi; Glomeromycota; Glomeromycetes; Glomerales; Glomeraceae. The record is from the annotation of a GenBank genome assembly.
AUGACAACAAUCACCAAUUACGGCUGGGAUGCUCCCCUUACUACUCGUAUCUUUGAUGAUUUCGUCAAAGAAUGGCCCAGACGAAUUAAUAAUCGUGUGAAUACGUGGGCUCCUGCAAUGGACGUUCACGAAAAUGAUAAAGAAUUCCUUGGAAUUAAAAAGGAAGAAAUACAUGUUGAUAUUCGUGACAACGCACUAGUAAUUUCUGGUGAAACCAAACAAGAGCAGAAGUUUAAAGAAGGAAAUACUCAUGUUCAAGAACGUCGUUAUGGUUCCUUUUCGCGUUCGAUCUCACUUCCACCGAAUGUUAAACACGAUGAUAUUUCAGCCAAGUUUGAAAACGGUCUUCUUGAAUUGACCCUUCCAAAGGCAGCUCCUACUGGCAAGAAAAUCACUAUCGCAUAA